AUGGUCAUCCUCCAACAAGCCUGUGAAUAUAAUUUCUUUGUGGAAAAGAAUCCCUUCAAGGAGCACAGGUUUCAAGUUAAGAUCAAUUGGAACAAACUUCCGACAAAUACAAUCAAACUCAAUAUUAACGGAGCCUUCUUCAAAGCUACCCUGGAAGCUGGACUGGGUGGAGUUUUCAGGAAUAAAGAUGGUGACUGGAUUUUUAGGUACUGCAGAUCAGCUUAUGCAUCCUCAGUCAUGCAUUGUGAGCUAAUGGCUCUACAUGAAGGACUAAAUAUUGCUAAACAUCUUGAUCUUUGUAAUAUCGAAAUUGAGAUUGACUCAACGGAUUCUAUAUUGAUGCUUAAUGAAAAUAACCCUAACCUGUCAAAUCUAAUUUUGGAAUGCAGGUUGUUAAUGUACCAGUUGAAGCACCCAAUCCUGAGGCAUAACUUCAGGGAAGGAAAUGAAAUAGCCCACCUCUUAGCAAAGGAAGCACUGAAGAAUUUCAAAAUUUCUAGAUGUGUUCAUCAUGCCCGUCCACCUUGUUUUGUUGAACACCAAUUGCUAAAGGAAAAGCAUGGUUUCAGUUUUAAGUUAAAGUAUGUUAGUACUAGUGUUUGUGAAAAACUAGCCAAGUUUGAAAAUGAAAAUAUCCUACGGGACUAUGCAAGAACUGUGUAA
This is a messenger RNA of Nicotiana tabacum (common tobacco), 663 nucleotides long. RefSeq lists its product as uncharacterized. The record is from RefSeq and is a predicted model, not a curated record. Lineage: Eukaryota; Viridiplantae; Streptophyta; Magnoliopsida; Solanales; Solanaceae. Gene Ontology annotation, molecular function: RNA-DNA hybrid ribonuclease activity; nucleic acid binding.